Molecule: messenger RNA, 697 nt
Organism: Pogonomyrmex barbatus (red harvester ant)
Lineage: Eukaryota; Metazoa; Arthropoda; Insecta; Hymenoptera; Formicidae
Gene: unc-13-4A
Product: BAI1 associated protein 3
Cellular component (GO): secretory vesicle
Source: RefSeq, a predicted model, not a curated record
GAUAUUUUUUAAAUAAUAGAAGCUUAAGACUAAGAAAUCAGGAUGUGCCAGUCUAGAAUGUUAGAAAUCCGUGAUAUGUUACGAAUGAUAUGUACAUUUACUGUACGCUAACUCCGACGACGUUUGCGACAAUACGACACGAUGCACAAUGGACGCACCGGAUGCAGCAAGUUCUGUAAACGGGCGAGCAUCGUUUCUCAGGUGGAGAACGGGCGAGAGCAUUGAGAGAACAAGCCCAUUUUGCUGUGUAUCUUCUCACAUUGUUCCGUUCGCCACCUGGUGGUAUAAGUAAAGUGAUUAAUGCGGCGGCAACGAGAGCGAACAGUUCGUUCUGAGCUGCAACGAGACGCGCGACGUCUACGAAGUGUCAUACGCCGUAUAUGCACUUCGUUAACCGCGCGAAAUUCCAUCCGGAUUCUACAUGAGCGGAUGUCAUGCUGCAUAUUGGCAUAGAAGACCUGGAAACCUUUUUCAGGCUUUCAUUUAAGCGCAAGGAGCACAGCAGCAGGCGGGAACACCGCGAAUCCUUGAGCGGUGCUCUACCUGCGAAGUUUAUACGAGCUACAACGGUGAAGCCGCAUACGCUGAGCCCGCGUUGGAACGAGAAGUUCCGUUUCGACAUCGAUGACGUCAACACGGACAUCCUCCACCUGGACAUAUGGUGAGUUUGCAUUAAAUACGUACUAAUUUUUUCUUA